Molecule: messenger RNA, 996 nt
Organism: Aspergillus sclerotioniger CBS 115572
Lineage: Eukaryota; Fungi; Ascomycota; Eurotiomycetes; Eurotiales; Aspergillaceae
Exons: 1
Coding region: 1-996 (331 amino acids)
Source: RefSeq, a predicted model, not a curated record
AUGUACGAGCGAAUUCCGUCUCCAGCCGGCCUCUUUCUCUUUCCCCCAGAGGUAUCACUAACGGAUUUGCUUCCGGCUUCCUUUCGAACCAAGGAUGAUCGCAUUCUGGCUCCCCACGCGGCUGAGAACGGGGUGGAAACGUUUCUCGACCAGGAUUUAUUGGUUCCACGACUGAAUGAGAUUCAAGGAUUGCUGAGGAUAUGUGGUCGCCCGAUGCCUCCGCGACCACUGCACCACCAGAUCGUCAUGUCACGAGAAAUCGUCGUAACAGAGCAAAUGGACAUGCACCUAGUCUGGUUAAAGAACUACAUUUUCAUCAAGCCUCUGCCCGCCUAUCUGCUCCAUCGUGACUUCUGGUCAAGACAGGAGGACUCCGGAGGUCCGAUCAUCCCGUGGAAUCACCGAGCAAGAUGUGCGUGGGGGUUUGUUCUUUCGUACAUGGCCCUGGUCGCCCAUCGAUCGGACUUUGAUAUUGCCAUGAAACAGGGAUUACUCCCGUCUAUCGUGACCUGGGAAAUGUGGAAGAGUCUCGCCACCCAGAUCUUGGAAGAACCUAGCUACUCAGUCGUCAACCCACGCUUCUGCUAUGGAGAGCUGCGCCUCAGCCGGCUAAACCUGGUGUACGCCGUUUCCAAAGGCUGGCUGUAUCGCGGAUACUCCCGGAUUGGCGGCGCGGUGACAUAUGAAGAUCUGUUGCGCGAUAAUUUCGCCGCCCUUGCUACCUUGCUGGGUUACGUCGUGAUCGUUCUCACGGCCAUUCAAGCUGGGUUGGCGACAGAUCGACUACAGCACAAUGGCAGGUUCCAGGAUGCAAGCUACGGAUUUACGGUCUUCAGCAUUAUUGCCCCUCUGGUUGGGGCGGGGACAUUGAUGGGAGUCCUCCUGGGUAUCUUUCUCAAUAACCUUAUCGCCACCAAGUCUUAUGAAUCCCGGCGAUUCCAUCAAAUUGGCGUGGAUCCACACGCAUGGAACAGCAGUGGGCCUGAUGAAGCCUAG